GAGGUGCUCUUUUUCCCUGCGAUGAAACCGGAUGAUCCCAAUCGGCACAGAGAAGAAGAAGAUGGGAGUGCGUCUGUGCUUGUGAAUGGAAAAGACAAGUAACCUCUGCUUGCAGCCUGAUGUGAUGAAACAGGGCUUUCCUCCUGACUAACUUGAGCUUAUCAAAAAUAGUUGAUAUGUGUUAGGUCUGAAAAUUUUGCGUAUUAGAUAUAUAAGAGAUUCAUUCUUGGGGGAUUAUUUAUUUCUUUAAUUUAUUUGUGCAGGGAUUUUAAAUCUGGGCAUGGAGAUUAUUUAUUCCAUUGUAUUUCUGUCAGUACUAAAUUUUUCUUUUAUUUAUAUAUUUUUUUCUUGCCCAUUUUGUUGUGUAUUGUGGCUACAUCAUUAUUCAUGUGGUUGUUUUAGUGCACGAUGUAGAAUAUUUUUCACGUGUUUGUACUUGUUUUCACUACUGUGUUACUGUUUCCUUUACUUUUGUUACUUUAUUUCAAAUAAAUUUUCUAUAAAUUUGAUUUUUGAAAUGAUUGUAGAAAUGUCUUGUUUUUAUGUCAAAUAAAUUACAGUAUUUCUUAGUGAGUACCUGUUGUCUUCUUCAGUGGGAUAUAGAAUCUUUUUCCAUUCCUGUCCUUUCUUAACAAUUUCACUUUGUUUGCUGAAAGCAAUAACAAAAAAUGUAAGAAAACAAUUCUUUUCUGCUUGGAUAUGUGUACUUGGUGAAGCUAAUGAAACUCCCAUUUUUUAAACAAAAUUAUUAUUAUUAAAAGAAUGUUUACUUCCAUCCUUGGUUAUUCUGAUUCAGACAAUGUUUUGAGCAUGGGAUAGGAUUGAAUGUGAACGUGGUUCUUAUUUAAUUCUCAUAAUUAGAUACCUUUAUGUAUUUCAAAUUUUUCUUCUCUUGCGAAAGUUCCACUAAAAAUUUAAAAGGAUGUCAUGUUUGAAGCUUUGGAGGAGAAAUAUCAGAAUUUUGUUCUCCGUUUCCUUUCUUGCAUGCUACUUUCUUUUAUGUUUCUCCUACUUUUUUAAACUUGUGAAUUUGAAUAAUUUAUGUUGCUAAUGUAAUAUUAAUGAUUGGAUUGUUUGUUCAGUUUUGAUUGCUUCUAACAAUUUUUGUUAUUGCAUGUUCCUGCAUUCAAACUUUAAUUUCGUUUUCAUUGUCUUUUACUUUCAUUGACUGGUAAACUGGGUUUUUCGUUGUUGUUUUUUCAUUCACAAUGUUAUGUUUUGAGCAUGGAAUAAAAUAGAAUGUAAAUGUUACAAAUCUGCAAAUGCGGUGGUCAUUUAAUUCUCCUAAAUUAGAUGCACUCAUGUGUUCAAAAUCUUUCUACCCUUAAGAAACCACUUAAUCUUUAUAUUUGAAGAACCUUAACUGCUAAGCUUACUCUUGACUGUUUUCAAUUGAAGAUAAUGGAAUGUUUGAUAUUGCUGAGAUUUAAAUGUUAAGUAAAUUCUAUCAUGUUAAUAUAUUGUUAACUUUAAUGAACUCAUUUAAAAUUUUAAAUAUAUAAAGAAAUUGUGCUUCAAGAAGAUCAAGAGGAAAACUUGUUUUAUAAAAGUUAAACAUUUUAUAAAUUUGUAGAAGGAAUACUCUCUUCUCUUGAAUAAAUGUAAUUUUGGUAUUUGAAUGAA
This is a messenger RNA of Gryllus bimaculatus (two-spotted cricket), 1623 nucleotides long. Lineage: Eukaryota; Metazoa; Arthropoda; Insecta; Orthoptera; Gryllidae. The record is from the annotation of a GenBank genome assembly.